AUGAAGAUCAUUAAUUUUGGAGUUGGUCAAGCUCAACAACAACAACCUGCAACCGAUAAAUCUCCAUGUGUCUAUAAUGACACAUCAACUGGAUUUUAUUACAAUUUGACAUCUUUGAAGUAUAUCUUAAAAAGGGGAAUUAAUGGUGUAUUAAUAUUUUUUGGGUUAAUCUUUAGAACACAAUAUUUUUCCGUAUCAGUUGGUGAUGAUAAAUAUUGGAGAUUGUCUUUUUCAGUGUGUAGUACAAACCCGGAUUGUUCAGUAGCAGACCAUUCUAAUGGAGUGAUGAGUUGCAAGAGAUGGGGCGAUUCCCUCCCUUCUACUGACAUUACAUCGCUGAUUGGUACCGCCGUAUUCCAAGAUUUGAACAAUACUCAAGGAGGAUCACUUGGUACAAUGAUAAAGUCGUACAAUCCACAGUCCAACGGAGGUGGUUGUGACAACAAUACUUACAGACUCUCACUACUACUUGUCUGUGGAGAUGUUAGAACGGUUUAUUGUUCACAGCCAACCACAUGCAAUUACACGUGUUAUCUAAUCGAUCCAGCAGCUUGUCCAACCAAAAUCUACCACUUCAACAUUAGUACCACUGUCAUUGCCAUUUGUAGUGGUACCACUGAUAAAUUCAAUACCUACAAUUGUGAUAUUGUCAAUAAUGGAAAGACCAAUUCCUACGUUGCACUCUAUUUCCAUGGAUCACAGGGAAAUGCAACAUUGUAUAAAGGUGGUGAAUUCAAGCCAUCACCAGACCAACCACAAAACAUUUGGCAGUACACCCGAGCCAUCAAACCAGGUCAAAAGGUCAAGACACAAUACAAAUUACCAAAUUCCAUUGUACAAGGUCAAAAUGGAUCAUUUGUAGUGAUAGAGUCUAUUCCAUCAAGUGUACUUGACUCUAGUAAUAGUAGUAGUAGUAGUAGUUUAUCAUCUGACACACCAAAUACUACCACUGCUACUGCCACGACUGACACAACCAAUCCAGAGACACUCCCAAGUUGUGGUACCUCUUUUAUUUUGAACUCUUUCCAAUUCACAACAAUCAUCUUGAUCGUGGUCAUGAUCCUCCAUCAACAAAGAAGAAGAAGGAGUAUUAUGGGUACGACAACAAAUGGAGGAGCUACUACUCCACCUUUAUCAUUAAUAGAAUACCAUGAAGGUAUGGGGGUAUGGAUACCCGAUGCUACAUUGGAGUGGAUCGCCGGUGACGUAGUGUCGUAUAAUAGCGACAAUGGAGAGGUGGUGGUUCGCGUUGAAAUCGAAGAGGAAGGAGAGAAAGAGAUCACAGUACCCAACAACAAGAUCUAUCUCCAGAAUCCAGACAUUCUCGAGGGUAUAGACGAUCUCGCCGGUCUCUCUCAUUUGCACGAAGCUGCCAUCCUUCACAAUCUCCAUCACCGUUACAACCUCGACCAAAUCUACACAUACAUUGGCAAGAUUCUCAUUGCUAUCAAUCCCUACCAAUCACUGCCACUGUAUGGCCGUGAAAUGAUCAGUGCAUACUAUGGUAAACAAUUGGGUGCACUCUCUCCACACGUCUACGCCGUCGCUGAAGAUGCCUUUAAAGAUAUGAGAUAUGAUGGUACAAGUCAAUCUAUUUUAGUUUCUGGUGAAUCUGGUGCAGGUAAAACUGAAACAACAAAAUUCUUAUUACAAUAUUUUGCAGCCAUGGGUAACAUGGUUUCACAUCAACAAGGAGGAUCAAGUGCGUCAUCGACCCCAUCUUUGAGUGGGUCGUCGUCUUCAAUUCCACAUCUUAAUAUCAAUAGUAACAACAACAAUGGUAGUAGUGGUAAUCCACCACAAUCACCAUCAUCAAAAAAGACAACAUCAUCUGAAAAAUCAAUUGAAGAACGUGUAUUGGAAAGUACACCAUUAUUAGAAGCUUUUGGUAAUGCAAAAACUUUAAGAAAUGAUAAUUCUUCAAGAUUUGGUAAAUUUAUAGAAAUUCAUUUUAAUGAAUUGGGAUCAAUUAUAGGGGCAAAGAUUUUAACAUAUUUAUUGGAAAAGUCUAGAUUAGUUAGACAAGUUUAUAAUGAAAGAAAUUAUCAUAUAUUUUAUCAAUUAUUAGCAGGAGCAAAUGAUGAAUUAAGAGAAUCAUUAUAUUUAAUGAAUGCACAAGAUUAUUAUUAUUUAAAUCAAAGUCAAUGUUUUGAAAUUGAUGGAGUGGAUGAUAGUGAUAUGUUUCAACGUACGUGCCAUGCAAUGGGAGUGGCAGGAAUCAACACACAAGAUCAAGAGAAUAUAUUCAAGAUUUUAUCGGUGGUGUUGUUGUUGGGUAAUAUCGUGUUUAUGGAAGAGGCAAAUGACGGGUCAUCGAUCGACGAAGGUGCUAGUGGCGGCGCAUUGGAAAAGAUUGCCACGCUACUUGGCACGUCGGCUGUAGAGUUGUCCAAGACAUUUUUAACGAGAAAGGUCGUGUCUGGUAAAGAGGUGUUUACAACAGCCAACACCAAGGAGCGUGCCGAGAAUGCAAGAGACUCGUUGUCAAUGUUGUUGUACGGUCUGAUGUUUGACUGGUUGGUCGUCAAGAUCAACGCAGCCAUGUCGGCACAACAAAAGAGCAAGUCGUUUAUUGGUAUCCUCGAUAUUUAUGGGUUCGAGUCGUUUGCAGUCAAUGGAUUCGAACAGUUUUGUAUCAACUAUGCCAACGAAAAGCUGCAACAGGUGUUUAAUCAGCACGUGUUUAAAGAGGAGCAGCAGGAAUACAUAAAGGAAAAGAUUGAUUGGUCGUACAUUGACUUUAACGACAAUCAAGAUACACUCGAUCUCAUCGAGAAACGUCCAAUGUGUAUUUUGUCAUUGUUGGACGAGGAGAGUAUGUUCCCCAAGUCGACGGGCGCGACAUUUGCAACCAAACUCUAUUCCAAGCUGACCAGUCAUGCCAAGUUUGAGAAACCACGUUUCUCGGGCACGGCAUUCACCAUCAACCAUUAUGCUGGACGUGUCACCUACGAGACUGACCAAUUCCUCGACAAGAACAAGGAUUUCAUCAUUCCCGAGCAAAUCUCGUUGCUUCAACGUUCACAAACUGGAUUUGUAAAGACUAUAUUGUCGACUAGCAACGAUCGUCUUGGUGGUGGUGGUGGUGCACAACAAAACAACCCAAACAAGCCGAGUAGCGCAGCUGCGUCGAGUUCGAUGAAGUUUAGUUCGGUCGGCUCGCAAUUCUCCACCUCGUUGGCGACGCUGAUGAAGACGAUUGGCACAACAUCCCCGCAUUAUGUGCGUUGUGUCAAACCCAAUCCCGACAAGGCACCACAUACAUUCAACAAACAUGAUGUGAUUCAUCAACUGCGUUGCGGUGGUGUCAUGGAGAGUGUGCGUAUUUGUUGUGCAGGUUUCCCAACACGUCGCACAUUGGUUGACUUUUACCCACGUUACAAGAUAUUGUAUCCUGCUUCGGCACAGGUUGCCAAGGCGAUUAGAGGAACACAGUCGACUAGCAAGGAUCCCAAGGACGUGAAUGCCGUCAAGCAGGCACAGGUACGUGCACUUUUAGAGGGUAUCGAGUUGUCAGACGACAAGUACAAGCUCGGUACUACCAAGGUGUUUUUGCGUGCUGGUCAGCUUGCCGCUCUCGAGAAUAUGCGUAUGGACAAGCUCAACGGCAGUGCCACCACCAUCCAAACAGCCUGGCGUAAAUACAUAUGUGCCAAGCAGUACCGUGCCUUGUUGCGUGCCGCCGUCACAAUCCAAAACAAGAUCCGAUCACAAUUGGCUCGCAACCAAUUGGCACAUCUGCAACGCAACCAUGCUGCCAAAGUCAUCCAGACUGCCUACAGAGGGUAUAUCAAACGUCGCGAUUACCAAAGACAAAAGCAUGCCGCUGUCGUACUGCAAAGUGCACUUCGUAAAAUGUCGUCGCGUCACGAGUUGCAAGAGAAAAAGACAAUGCAAGCUGCUACCUACUUGCAGGCUAUUAUACGUGCCUGCAACGAUCGUCGUGACACUAGUCGUCGUUUGCGUGGUAUCGUCCGUCUUCAAGCCAAGUGGAGAGGUAAAAUGGCAAGAAAAGAGUACAAGGAUUUACGUAUCGAAGCGAGAUCACUAAAGACGGUUCAAGAAGCAAAGAAUCAACUCCAAGCCAAGCUCGAAGAGAUUCAAUGGAGAUUGACUACCGAACAACGUGCCAAACAACAUAUUGAAGAGACAAAGAUAAAGAUGGAAAAACAACUAGAACAAAUUCAAUCAACUCACGAUCACGUAUUACUAGAAUUGUCUGAAUACAAGAGUAAGAGUGAAUCAUUAGAGACUAGUAAUACAUCAAUGUCUGAUGAAUUGACUGUACUACGAAAGGAACUAGAAGAGACAAGACAGACAUUGUCCGAGCAUGUUGGUAGUUUAAAGAAAUUGGAAAGAGAGAAAUUGGAUUCUACAGAGACUAUAAAAUCGGUUUCCGAGGAAUUGGCAACAGUCAAACAACAAUAUGAAGAGACAAGUACAACCAAACAACAAUUGGAACAGUCUUUGAAGGAAUUAAAGUCGAGUACAACCGAUCACAUCAAGGAUUUGGAAAGUCGACUUGGAGAAAAGACUAUGGAUUGUGGUGUGGCAACUGGCGAAGUUGCUUCGUUGCGUAAACAAGUCGAGAGAUUAGAAGAAGAGACUGCAACGGUUGGACAUAUGCGUGAUACUAUUCAACGAUCGUUUGAUGAAUUGGUAGGAGAAAACGCAUCAUUACGUGAUGAAAUGGAACGUACCAGAGGUGUUGCCGGUGAUGAAUAUGAUCGUGUUGUUGCUAUCAAGGAAUCAACUGAAAAAGAGUUACACUCUACUCUAGAAAAUGUCUCUACUUUACAAGCUACAGUUGAACGUCAUCAACAACAACAUGCAGCAGAUACAGUAUCUUGGAAAUCAACCGAAGAAGGAAUGAAACAACAAAUUAAUCAACUUGUCAAUGGUGGAGAUGAACUACGUCUUAAACUAUCACAAAAGGAACAAGAACAUGUUCAACUCGUUGAAAAGUACAAAAAGAUUAAAGGAAAAUUGGAAAAUGUUGAACAAGAUAGUAGAGUUGCAAGUACCGACAAUGAAAAGAUUAAAAUGGCCAGACAAUUAUUGGAAGAUGAAAAAGGAUUGCUCAAUCAACAAAUUACAAGUGCCAAACUUGAAAAGGAGAAAUUAGAAGUGACCAAUCAACAUCAAAAGGAAAAGAUUACUCAAAUCAAGCAAACAUUGGAACAAUCAACACUAGAGAGCAACCGUAUCAAGAAUGACUUGUCAAAUCGUGAAAAUGAUAUUGCCAAGUUGAAUCUAGAGACAUCGGAUCUAAAGAACCAAAUUGCACGUCAGUCAAAGGAAAUAUUGGAAUUGUCAUCGUCUUCACAAAUCGAAAAGAGCAAGUCUGACUUGGGUAUUGUUCAAUAUGAACGUACGAUUAGUGACCAAAAGCAAGAGAUGGAGAAACAACAAUCAACCAUCAAGCAAUAUGAUCGUGACCUUGUUAGUGCACGUGAAAACCAAGCUCGUCUUGAAAUGGAAAUCAAACAGUUGACAAGUCUAAAGGAACGAUUUGAAAAUGAAUUCUUUGUUGCCACUACACAAAAUUCAUCAUCUGCUCAAGAGAGUGUCUAUCUUAAAGAGGUUACAACUCAGAUGCAACAGAAUCAAACACGUUUGGAAAAAGAGUUGGAAGACAAGAAACAAGUGAUCAAUCGUCUUGAAGACGAACGUGAUGAUAUUGUCAAAAAGCACGAUAUCCUAAACGUACAAUUUGACCAAGUGACCGAACAAUUGACACUUGUCAAAUCUGGUUUUGAAAGUCUCAAAAAUGUCAAGCUUCGUUCUAAAAAGGAAAAGAUUCAGGCUCUAGAAACCAACGUUUCACAACUGUCACAGGAAAUCCUUCAACUCAAGAAUGCUGGUACACAAAACCAAGAUUCUAUCCAUUUGGGCCAAGAACAAAUCAAGAAAUCCAAAGAGAAAUACCAUCAAAUCAAACAACAAUUGCAAACACAAAAAGAGACUGCCAUUAAAUUGGAAUCUGAAAAUUCAAUUCUUCGUCAACAACAAUCAUUUGUCGAACAGUCGUUUAAUGAAACCAAGAUGCGUAAUGCUGAUUUGAGCGAGUUGGUACUCAUCAACAAACAAAAGGUUGAGUUGGCUCAAAGUGAUAUGGAACGUCUUGCUAGCAUCAAGAGUAGCGAGAUGGAGAAUUUACGUACCAACAGUAAUCAAGAGAUUGAAUCACUCAGAGCAACUCUUGAUAGUUUACAGGUUAGCGAGCAGGCCACAUCUGCCAAACUUGCUGCAUUGGAAAGAGAAAGAGAACAAUUGGCCGAUGAAAAGAGUUCAGUACAAGAACAAUCGGCAGGUAUGGAAUCCGAGUUGGAACAAUUGAGACAAGAAAACGCACAACUUCGUCAUCAAGCAUUUGAAGAGAAAAAGUCACGUCGCAAGUCUGUCGAAAUUCAACAAGUACUCGAAGACGCCAAAGUGGUUCAAUCGGGAGAGAUUACAACACUCAAACAAAAUGUGGAGCAAUUACAAAGCGAAAAGGACGAGUGGAAGAACGAGCGUCUCAAGAUGAUGGAUGUUGUCGAGCGCAUGACCAGAGAACGCGAUGCAUUUGAACAAAAGUAUCAACAGUACAAUGACAAGUUCAAGGCAGUCGAUUUCCGUCUACGAAACUUCCAAAGUCUUGAAGAAAUCAUCAACUAUAAGGAAAGCGAUUGGGAAAAGCUGGCACGUAAUGCUGGUAACCAAGAAGUACCCACAAAAAUGUUGUCCAACUUUUUGUUGUCAUGCAAGCUCGAACACUCAACGUUGGCAUGUCAGUUGUGGUACCACCAAAUCUCAUACUGGAAGUGUUUUGAACGUAGUGAACCCUACAUCUUUAAGGGUAUCAUAAAGUCAAUCCUCGAGUUUACACGUAACCAUCAUGACGAACUCGAUCUCACUGCCUAUUUGUUGGCAUGUACAUCGUUAUUGUUGUAUGUCUUCCAAGCCAAGUUACCAACAGGAAAGACAACUAUUAUGCCUUCCAUCCCCUCGAUUGCCGAUAUUGAAGACACUGAAAACAUUCUAGAAUCUGAAUCGUCGGCCAAUCCAUCGGCUCAAUUUAUCGACCUCCUCCACCAAUCGGUCGGUCGCAGCUAUGGUAUGGCUUUCAAGACUGUCAUAUCCAAGCUUCAACCACUCAUUGAAGGAUCGAUAUUGAAUGAAAACUAUAAUCGUAAGAGUGUUGGCGUCAGCUCCAUCUCUUUGCACUCUAGUAAUUCCAAUAUCCAAUCGGCACCACUACUCCAAAUUGACCAUGUGACAAGCCACCUCUUUUCCAUUAUUAGUUUGUUCCAACAAAAGUGGAUUCACUUUUCACUGUCCCAACAAUUCUUUUCACAAAUCUUCCAUUGGAUUGGUAUCACCAUCUUUAACGGUAUCAUGCUUCGCCAAGCCUUUUGUACAGAAUCCUUUGCGCUCCAUCUCAAGUCCAAGAUUGACUAUCUCGUCAAAUGGGCCAAUGAAAUUGGUGAUGUAUGGGUUGGUCCCGUCGACUCUGCCUUUGUCAUUGUCAAAGAAAUCAUCGCCGUUCUCACCAACAAGGACAAGGAAAAGUUUGCCGAUGAAAAGUAUCGUAAAACCGUUUGCCCAUCAAUCAAUGCCAACCAACUCAAACAAGUCUUGUCCAUGUUUAGUCCAACUGAAUUUGGAAAGAAAGUAUCGGCAAAAACUCUCAACUCCUUUUCCACCAACAAACUGCCUAUCUCCCUCAACCAACCAAUCAUCAUGGAUGAAAAGAAAUUGUUUGCAUUCCCAAUCAAAUCACUUCAUUACUUUGAAAAAGAUGAUAUCAAUAAUAUGUCUAUCCCCUUAUCAAUUCGUUAUUCGAUAGAAACUGAAAUUAAAAAUAUUAGUUAUCGUUUAACUGAAGAAUAA
Molecule: messenger RNA, 7875 nt
Organism: Cavenderia fasciculata
Lineage: Eukaryota; Evosea; Eumycetozoa; Acytosteliales; Cavenderiaceae
Gene: myoJ
Product: myosin-5b
Exons: 7
Coding region: 1-7875 (2624 amino acids)
Biological process (GO): actin filament organization; vesicle transport along actin filament
Cellular component (GO): vesicle; actin cytoskeleton; myosin complex
Molecular function (GO): actin filament binding; ATP binding; microfilament motor activity
Source: RefSeq, a predicted model, not a curated record